Molecule: messenger RNA, 1329 nt
Organism: Suillus subalutaceus
Lineage: Eukaryota; Fungi; Basidiomycota; Agaricomycetes; Boletales; Suillaceae
Product: aspartic peptidase domain-containing protein
Exons: 11
Coding region: 210-1145 (311 amino acids)
Biological process (GO): proteolysis
Molecular function (GO): aspartic-type endopeptidase activity
Source: RefSeq, a predicted model, not a curated record
CCGAGAUAGAUGUCCUCCGAAUAAAAUACCAGAACGCUCUUAUUUUUUUGACUGGCAAGAACCUCGUGGUGCUACCAGAUGCACUUUCGGAUCCCGGGCUCGAUGCGCUGUCAGACGCGGCGUUCACCGAUACGACGAGCGACCUAUCCGGUUUUGUACUGUUCGGAUCAACCACGAUAUCGCAGCAGGCAAACACGAGCUUUUCUGCGAUGAAUGCCGCUGCUCAGAGUGCGACGGACCCCCUGACGGACGAGAUACAGAGGACCAUCAACGUCCCGUUCUACGGCCCACUCGGAUUUGGGAAGAAGUCACAACAGCUCUCAGUGGCCUUUGACACGGGUUUUUCAGAUAUCUGGAUCCCUGUGGGCUGCGACGAUUGCAUGAACCCGCAAUAUAACGCCGCUGCGAGUUCAACAUACAGGAAUACUGGGAAUGCGUUCAAUGUAAACUAUCAGGGCCUCAGCUAUGCAGAAGGGACUCUUGCGUAUGAUACGAUCAGCAUGAGCGGCUUGAAAGUCAACAACCAAUAUUUUGGUGCUGUCACUGAUGUGUCGAGUAACUUCAAUGCCGACCCGAUCUCCGGGUGUCUUGGGCUCGGUUUCAGCUCCAUCGCGACAUCAGGGAAGCCAACGUUCUUUGAGAACUUGAUCAUGCAGGAAAAGGUCGAAGCACCAUUCUUCUCGGUACAUUUGACGAGAGGAAAGGCGAGCGGAUCGAAGAUAACUCUGGGUGGCUACGACAUGUCCAAGGCGGUGGGACCUCUGACAUGGGUCUCGGUUAUUUCCAAGACCUUCUGGACAGUGAUUGACACAGGUUCUAAUUUUAUAUACGUUUCACAGGCUUUGGCAAAUUCGAUCUACGCCAAUAUACUCGGGGCUGGCCCCGCAGCAAACUAUAGCUCCGGUUUCUUCUCCUUUCCAUGCGACUCCAACCCCACGAUUUCAUUCUCGCUUGGUGGGCACGACUUCGGACUCAAUGGGUAUGGGUCAACAAACUGCAUUGGCGGAAUCAUUGGCCUGGACGAUGCAUUCAUGGAAGGAAUUGUCAUCAUCGGGAAUGCGUUCAUGAAAUCAUGGUACUCGGUAUUUGACUACUCGCACGGAGCGCGGGUGGGUUUUGCGCCUAGCAUCAAUAAUGCGCAGUAAAAUAUUUUGUAUAAUUGAUACCCAUGGAUAUAUAGCGUCUUGAACCCCUGAAAUCUGUGUGGCUACGGACAUGAACUACAAAGUCACGCUGAUUACUGCACUUGACGCAGUCAAAGUAAAAACGUUGAAAUGUAAUUCGCGUGUUUCUCGUGCGGUGAGGUAAACAAGAUCCGCGAGGGCUGCC